Hemiscyllium ocellatum (epaulette shark) is the source of this 2325-nucleotide messenger RNA. Its product is annotated as IgGFc-binding protein-like. Gene Ontology annotation, molecular function: protein binding. The record is from RefSeq and is a predicted model, not a curated record. The coding region runs from base 1 to 2325 and encodes 774 amino acids. The transcript has 5 exons. NCBI's taxonomy places the organism in Eukaryota, Metazoa, Chordata, Chondrichthyes, Orectolobiformes, Hemiscylliidae.
AUGUCGGUGUGUUAUCGACCAGGGAGAUAUAUCCGUCAGGAUGAUAGCUUCUGGACCACCUCGAGGUGUGAAACAAAAUGUAAAUGCAACAGCAACAGCUCUCUGGUCUGUGAACAUAAACCAUGUGCUCCAUACGAGUUCUGUCUCUCAUCACCCUCCUUUUACAUCUGCAAGCCAGCCUCCGUUCAGACCUGCAGCAUCUUCGGGGACCCCCAUUAUCAAACCUUCGAUGGCCAGCUGUUUCAUUUCCAAGGGACCUGCACCUAUGUCCUGGCUGAGGUGUGUCAGAGGAACACAAGUUUACCUUCUUUCAGAGUGGAGGCAAAGAACGAGAACCGUGAGAACAGAGUAGUGUCCUGGCUCAAACUAAUCCGACUGUUCAUCUACAACACGGAGAUCACCUUGAUCAAAGGAACGACCCAUCAGAUCCUGCUGAAUGGGACUCGAGUCUCGGUGCCGGUUGUUAUCGGAGGGGGUCAGAUCCGUGUUUCCAUGAGUGGAUUCAUGGUCACGGUCAGCACAGAGUUCGGUCUCAAAGUACAAUUUGAUGGUUCGAGCCAUGCCAGCAUCUCCCUGCCGGCCAGUUUCGGAAAUGCGACCUGCGGACUCUGCGGGAACAUGAACACUGAGCUGGCCGAUGAGUUCCAAUUGCCCAAUGGGACGGUUGUUGACUCGGAGGUGGAGUUUGGAAGAAGUUGGAGGGUUUCUGAUGGUGAUGAGAUGUGUGAGGACCAGUGCAGCGGGCAGUGUGAGCUCUGUACCCCAGAACAAUCCAGCCUCUACAGUGGCCAGAGUUACUGUGGCCUCAUCGACAGGGUGGACAGUGCAUUCAAUAUCUGCCACACUGCCCUGCCAGCACAGGGUUUCGUCCAGAGCUGUGUCUUGGAUCUCUGUGCUUCGGGCGGUGCUAUGCCAAUCCUGUGCCAGGCGAUCAGCACCUACGCAGCAAGGUGCCGCCAACAAGGAGUGUCCGGGUUUGAUUGGAGGGGGCCAGGACUGUGCGAGAUGCAGUGUCCACCACACAGUCACUACGAGAGCUGCACUAGCGCCUGCCCAGCCACUUGCACUGAUCCUAACGCGCUGUUGUUUUGCAACGAGCCGUGCGUGGAGGGCUGCAAGUGUGACAGGGGUUACUUCCUGAGCGGAGGGGUGUGUGUGACCUCCGCUGAGUGUGGCUGCUCCUUCCAAGGUCGUUACUACAGCAAAGGUGAGCGUGUCAUCCUGACUGAGAACUGCAGUCAGAAAUGUAGCUGCCUCAACGCCAGUGUUGGCAUGAGCUGUUCCGCUUUCAGCUGUGGGCACCAUGAAGAUUGUCGCCUGGUGAACGGGGUACGGGACUGUUACCCCAGAGCACGUGGCACCUGCCUGGCCUCCGGUGACCCCCAUUACACCAGCUUUGACGGCAAGAGGUUUGAUUUCCAAGGCUCUUGUAAAUACACCUUGAGUAAAUGGUGUGGAGAGGCUGGGAACCUGACCACAUUCAGCAUUGAUGUGGAGAAUGAUCAUCGCGGAUCCCAGGCUGUGUCCUGGACACGUCUGGUCGAAGUUCAGGUGUAUGGCCAUCGGAUCCAGGUGUCGAGGGGUCAAACAGGCAGCGUGCAGGUAAACGGAGAGAGUGUCAAUUUGCCAGUGAGUUUAGAAUCCGGGAAAGUCCGUGUUUUCCGGAGCGGAUCGGCGGCGGUGCUGGAGACGGUGUUUGGGCUCCGAGUGUCCUACGACUGGAGCCAUUACGCGGUGGUGAUGGUUCCCAGUCUGUAUUCGGGAUCACUGUGCGGACUGUGUGGAAACUUCAACGGAGAGCCGGCAGAUGAUUUUGUGUCUCCCAACGGCACGGCGCUGCCUACAGCAGCAGUGUUCGGGAACAGCUGGAAAAUCUCCCAUCCCGAGGCUGUGUGCUCGGACGAUCCGGGCUCGGUGAUUCGGUGCAGUGACUCUGACCGCCGUCUCUUGAGCUCCGAAAGUUACUGCGGUGUUCUGAGCAACGUCAGUGGGCCAUUCCACCGGUGUCAUUCGGUGCUGAGCCCGAUGAGUUCCCAGGAAAACUGCAUCUAUGAUCUGUGCGCGGUGGGAGUGAGCGAGGAGCUGCGGUGUCAGGCGAUUGGAUCGUACGCCGCAGAGUGUCAGAGACGGGGAGUGAUGACCGGAGAUUGGAGAAAUGCCACGGGCUGCGGUAAGGACCAAAGUUGUCUUUGGGAGCUACUGGCCCCUGCUCCAAAUCACGGUCACUCCGAGCUGGUGGUCACUGCCUUUGGCUGUUUCCAUGGGGACAUGGGGGGAGGUGGCCACUCAGCCCGUCAUCAGGGAGGCAGCUCAGGGCUGAUCUGA